UGUUUGUCAAUUACGUUUUGGAAAGAAAAAAAUUCGAUCGGUCGAUGGACAUGCAUAAUUUAUAUUUGAUACGUAAAUCAUUGAAAUAUUUGUGUCUCCGUUGCAACGCACGGGUACUUCGGUAGUAAGUUAUUAUGUUACUGUCGACUUUACAAGAUCACGAAGAUAUCAGACUCAAACCAAUCUUUUUUUCCCCUUAGACUAGAUCGAUGCCUCCUUGAGAGACACACGCAGGAAUCUGCUACUUUACCGCUCUCUCAAUUCUCAAAGCAGCAACCAAUUGCCAGAAAGAAACCUGAUCCAUCCAUCCGUGCUAAGCCAGAAUUUUCUGAAAAGAUGACGGCCGUUUGUGGCACGGAGGAAUAAAGAGCUUUGAUAGCUUGAUCGAUCACCCAAAGUCGCAGGAAGCUUCGCUGCAAGAAUCCUCAGAACCACCAAUACCCAUCGCCCAUCUUUCUCGGCCCAGCAGCUCCGCCAUGGCCGUGCCUUGCUUCUUCUUCACAUGAUCUCUGCAGCAGCAACUUCCGAGAAAGGAACAGAUCAAAGAGAUCGACCGUGUACGUCUUCCUCGCGUGCUGCUAUUAAUUAACUAGUAGAGCUGCAGCAAAAGGCACCGCAGGUUCUUGGCCGCCGGUGUGUUGAUCUUGAGCGAGCAGUGCAGUGCUUAAUUGGUUGGCAUGGGCGCCGCGUUGAGCGUGCUGGUCGGGGGCCACCGGCGGGGACGAGGAACGGCGCCGGCGGCGAGGAGGGGGAGGAGCAGGGGGCUGCCGGGCGGCGGCGGCGGAGGGCAGCGAGAGCAGCGGCGGAGGGCGAUGUUGUCCAAGAAGUACUCUUACAUACCUGACACCUACACCUCCCUGGAGCAGGUGGCGGCGGCGCUGCGGGAGCAAGGGCUGGAGUCGUCGAACCUCAUCCUGGGGAUCGACUUCACCAAGAGCAACGAAUGGACAGGGAAGCGGUCUUUCGAGGGGCAGAGCCUGCACAAGCUGGUUGAGGGGACGGGGAACCCGUACGAGAAGGCCAUCGGCAUCAUCGGCAAGACGCUGGCUCCCUUCGACGACGACAACCUCAUCCCCUGCUUCGGCUUCGGCGACGCGACGACGCACGACUACGGGGUGUUCAGCUUCCACGGCGACGGCUCGCCGUGCCAGGGGUUCGAGGAGGUGCUGUCGUGCUACAGGAAGAUCGUGCCGCACCUCAGGCUCUCCGGGCCGACGUCCUUCGCGCCCAUCGUCGAGGCCGCCGUCGACAUCGUCGACCGCUCCGGCGGACAGUACCACGUCCUCGUCAUCGUCGCCGACGGCCAGGUCACCAGGAGUGUUGAUACAGAUGAAGGUGAUCUGAGCCCACAGGAGAGAAGAACAGUCGACGCCAUUGUCAUGGCCAGUGCGUACCCGUUGUCGAUCGUGCUGGUCGGAGUCGGGGACGGGCCAUGGGAGGACAUGCGGAAGUUCGACGACAAGCUACCGGCACGGGCAUUCGACAACUUCCAGUUCGUCAAUUUCACUGCCAUCAUGUCGAGGCCUGCCACGGCGCAACAGAAGGAGUCAGCCUUCGCGCUGGCCGCACUCAUGGAGGUGCCCAUCCAGUACAAGGCCACCAUGGAGCUCGGCAUCCUCGGCCGGUCCACGGGGAAGGCCAAGAGGGUCGUGCCCGCCCCGCCUCCGCUGCCAACAUCGUUGAGGAGGGAAGCUAGCAAUGCGGCCACCUCCGCUACCACCGCGGAGCCCAGAGAAGAUCAGGUGUGCCCAAUCUGCUUGACCAAUGCCAAGGAUCUAGCCUUUGGUUGUGGCCACAUGUGUUGCAGGGAGUGUGGGGACAACCUCACCAGAUGCCCAAUAUGUCGAGAGGCGAUCCGGUCUAAACUAAGACUAUAUCCGGGAUGAUAAACUAAUUAAACGAAAUACAUAUCUAUAUUUGUUUGAAUUGUAUAUUUGGCGAGAUGCAUCGGAAUUUCUGUUGAAGGAAGGAAUUCGGAUGAUUCUACUAUUUGUUUGGUUCUGUCCAUUUUAUUUGUUGAGCGUGCAGUAUAAAAAUUGCAACAUUUUCUUUGUCUAA
Messenger RNA from Brachypodium distachyon (stiff brome), 2058 nucleotides. RefSeq names its product E3 ubiquitin-protein ligase RGLG4. The record is from RefSeq and is a predicted model, not a curated record. Lineage: Eukaryota; Viridiplantae; Streptophyta; Magnoliopsida; Poales; Poaceae. The coding region runs from base 678 to 1886 and encodes 402 amino acids. The transcript is spliced from 8 exons.